Messenger RNA from Lycium barbarum (goji berry), 795 nucleotides. RefSeq lists its product as uncharacterized. The transcript is spliced from 4 exons. NCBI's taxonomy places the organism in Eukaryota, Viridiplantae, Streptophyta, Magnoliopsida, Solanales, Solanaceae. The record is from RefSeq and is a predicted model, not a curated record. The coding region runs from base 1 to 795 and encodes 264 amino acids. Gene Ontology annotation, molecular function: zinc ion binding.
AUGGCUGAAUUGUCUGAAGAAGCCAAAGAACACUUGUUGGAGUAUCCAAUAGAAACAUGGUGCAGGUCCUUUUUUGACACAAUUUGCAAGAAUCAGAAAGUGGAAAACAAUUUGGUUGAGUCAUUCAACUCUUGGAUAGUAGAACCAAGACACAAACCUAUCAUUGGGAUGCUUGAGGAAAUAAGACUAAAGGUGAUGGAGAUGAUGAGAUCAAAUGAAGAGGAGGUGAGUGAAGGGACUGACAAGCACAUUGUAAAUUUGGCAACUAAGAAGUGCAGUUGCAGGGUAUGGGACCUUACUGGAAUCCCAUGUCCCCAUGCCAUCAAAGCACUUUUGCACAGUAAGCUUGAUCCCAAGAAAGAAAUCCAUUGGUGGUACUCAAAGGAAGCAUAUAUUUUGACUUAUCAUUACAAGUUGCAACCAGUUCCAGGGCCAAAAUUCUGGAAAAUAGAUCCCCUUGCAGCGAUGGAACCACCUCCCUUUGUAAAAUUGGUCGGUAGACCUAGAGAAAAGAGAAAAAGAGACAAAGAUGCACUUAAGAGGCAAACUGAAUGGGUUGCACCAAGGAGAGGACGAGUUAUGUCAUGUUCAACUUGUGGAGUUGUUGGACACAAUGCUAGGGGGUGUGAAAAGGAAGAAAGACAAUCAAGUCAGCCUUCUUUGGGCAACCAGACAUUGUUUGGUCAGUCCUUUGGACAGCCUCCUGACUAUGAAUAUCCCUCAUUUGAAGAAGAAGUUGAAGAUGACCUACUAUGGAGGACAAGAGGUGUGUCAGAGUUGAAGUCUAGAAUCUAA